GAUAUCUAUUUGCACCGACUCCAUGUCGACAUGUCAAUCACACCCUUCAAACUCCCGCCAUCAAUGGAGCUCACAGUCCCAAUUCCUCGAAUCCCCCAAAAUUUCUCCCCAAUUCACAGAGCCCUAACUAAAUUCCACGUCUCUUCCUCGUCCUCAUCCAAAAGCCCUAAUUUCCAGUUACCACUUCCAUCAAAAUUGCCCAAACCUCCGAAAGCCCUAAUCGCUCCAAGAGGCGAAGAAUUUCCGACGAUGGCGGAGAUCCUGGCGGCCGGCGAGGCCCAGAAUAUAAGCCUCCGGCUGCAAACGUUGGGGCCGUUUUUCCGAAUAACGGCGAAAAGUUUGGAAUCGCAGCGAGAGAUUGGGAAGGCCGAGGGGUUGAUAAGAGUGUGGUUGCGAGGGAGGAUUCUUCAUCUGGAUUCAAUUCGAUUGAAGCGAGAGAGCUUGGGGAUGGAGAAAUCGAUAUUUGGACUCGGAUUGUUCAUCGGCGCUGUUGCGAUUCGGUAUGGGUAUGAUUGUGGGUGCAAGACGGCGGAGUUAUUGGCCAUCAAUGACUCCGAUCUUUACCAUUCUAAGCUGGUUAGAUUCUACACAAGGAUCGGGUUCGAGAGUGUGUAUGAAGUGAGUGGUUCAAACGUAGGAGACAUUGGAGACAUGUUGGUGUGGGGAGGGGUCGGGACUAGAAUGGAUGCUCCCAUUGAAACCCUUCUAUUUAAAUGGUGUUCAAGGUUCAAAUCCCGAUCGUCCUAACCUAUAAAACUCUCACUUAUAUUGUACUAUUGAGCUUACACUAAAAAAAGAUUGUUUAUAAGUUAGUUCAA
Messenger RNA from Cucurbita maxima (winter squash), 818 nucleotides. RefSeq lists its product as uncharacterized. The coding region runs from base 31 to 747 and encodes 238 amino acids. The transcript is spliced from 2 exons. The record is from RefSeq and is a predicted model, not a curated record. Lineage: Eukaryota; Viridiplantae; Streptophyta; Magnoliopsida; Cucurbitales; Cucurbitaceae.